AUGGAGAUUCACAAAAUGAGUAAUAAAAUUAAUAAAGACAGUGAUAAAAUAACAAAAAAAAAUAUUAAAGAAAAAUCUUUAGGACCGGAUUAUUGUAAAAAUUAUAUUAAUGCAUGUAAAGAAUAUAAUUCAAAUGAUUUUAACAAUACUAACUUGAAAAUAUCGCAAAAUGAAAUAAAUACAAAAAUAUAUUUGGGGAAAGAAAUUGAUAAUGAUAAAUCUCUAAAAGAAAAGAAAAAAUUAUGUAAUAACAUAUCUGAACAAAAUAAUAAUAUUGAAAAUAAAUAUUUUUUUUCAGUAGACAGAAAUAGAAAUAUAGAUUGUAAUAUUGUUCAUAAUAAAAGUAGAGAUAAAAUAAAAGAAAUAGAUAAAGGUACUUUUUUUUUUAUAAAAAAUAAUGAAUAUCGUAAUAGUUUGAAUCGAGAAAAUAAUUACUGUUAUGAUGAAUCUAAUAUAGUUACACAAAAAAUUUAUGAAAUAAAUAAUUUAAAAAAUAAUGGAAAUGGAAAUGAUGAUAAAAAUAGAAAUGAUGAUAAAAGUAGAAAUGAUGAUAAAAGUAGAAAUGAUGAUAAAAGUAGAAAUGAAGAUAAAAAUAAGAACAAGAUAAAUGGUGAUAAUAAAUUUAAUGAUACCAAUCGAAUUUACUUUUCGAAUAAAUUAGUAGACCCAAUAGAUAAUACAACUAUAAAAACAGACAAUAUUAGAAAAAAGGUUCAUGAAAUAUAUAUUUCACAUUUUAAACAUCCAGAAAUGUAUAAUGAUUUAUCAGAAAAUAAUUAUGGCGAUUUAUUCGCAAGUUAUUAUACAGAUUGGGACCUUGAAUUAAGAAAUGGUUCAAAAAUUGAUAAAGUUGGUAAAAAUGAUCAAAUAAAACACAUGCAUACUUUGUCUAAUCUUGAAAAUCUAACAGAUGUAAAAAAUGAUUCCAUUACAGAAUUAUCUCUAAAUAUAGAUAAUAAAACUUUCCAGGAUAUUUCAAAUUCUUUGCAAAAUACGAAGGAACACACAUGUACAUAUACAACUAUGGAUGAUUUUUAUGAUCAUAAUAAUACACUUUAUAUAUAUCCAUCUAAUAAAAUAAAAUAUGAACAAUAUAAUAAUAAGCUAAAACCUAUAGAAUCACAUAACAUAUGCAAAGAUAAGUUGAGAAGAGAUAUAGAUAAUAAAACAAUACGUAUUGAUGAAUUAUAUAAUGGACAUUAUGAUAUAAAAAACGAGAAAAAAGAAAUUAUAAAUAUAAAUAAUAAUGAUUCUAACAGAAUAGAAUACAAAGAUAUACCAUUAUAUUUACAUGAUGUACAUACAUUUAAUGAAAUAUCCAAAAGUAGACUUAAUAUGAAUGAGGAUUCUAAAAAAAUGAAAAAUAUUAUGAACAAGUCAGAAAAUAAUAACAAUAAUAAUAAUAAUAAUAUUAUUAUUUAUGAUAACUCUAGUAAAUAUGUUGAAGAAACAAAAAAUGGAAUAAAAUGUUUUAAAAAUUAUGAUAGUUAUUCUGGUUGUUCUAAUUUUAUGAAUCCUCAAAAUAAUAAAGGAAAGAAUGAAAAUUACAUAAAUUGUAAUAAUAGUUAUAGUAUGAAAGAGCAAAUAGAUAAAACUGAUGAAAAGGAAAUUCGAAAUUCCAAAAAUUAUAAAUUUGGGAUUAUAUCAUCAAUAAAAUAUCCUAAAACCCUAAACCCUGAACCCAAUUUAGGAAAACAUAAUUUAAUAAAUGAAAACAAUUUAUAUAGUAUGCAAAAAAUAUAUUUAGGAAAAUCUAUUGGAGAAAAGCAGGAAAAUAAAAUUCCUGUACAUAAUAUAGUAAGAUUCAAAAAAGAAUCAAAUUUUGGUAUAUCUCCAUCUUCAAAAAGUUGUGUAGAAACUCAAAAUAAUUUUCAUUUUAUACCUACCAAUGAUACUGUAUUAUUUAAAGCUAACAAUAUGUCUUAUUAUAAAAUAAAAAAUAAUUUGACAAAAAAAAUAAAAAGCGUAAAUGAUAAGUCAGAAAAUAUGAUUAAUUCAGAAAAUAUGAACAAGUCAGAAAAUAUGAACAAGUCAGAAAAUAUGAUCAGGCCAGAAAAUAUGAUCAGGCCAGAAAAUAUGAUCAAGUCAGAAAAUAUGAUCAAACCAGAAAAUAUGAUCAGGCCAGAAAAUAUGAUCAAGUCAGAAAAUAUGAUCAGGCCAGAAAAUAUGAUCAGGCCAGAAAAUAUGAUCAAGUCAGAAAAUAUGAAUGACAAGACAAAAGGUAUAAACAUGGUUAAAGUCGAGAAUAUAGAUAAUUAUUUUAGUAGUCGAUUAAAAGGAGAAAUUAAUAAAAUGAUGCAUACAAAUAAAACUAAUAGAAGUUAUGUAUAUACAUCUAAAGGUGAAUCUAAAUAUAGUGGAAUAAAUCUGUUAAAAUGUUUUAAAAUAAAUUUUGAAAAAGGAAAAUGUUUACGCAUUGGGAAUAAUAAUAAUAAUGUUGUAAACAAUGAUAAACAACAAGAAUUUAUUAUUAAAAAAAGAGUGUAUUAUAAAAAUGCAGAACAAACAGAAGAGAAUAGAAAUGGAGACAAUAAUAAUAGCAGUAGUAGUAAUGGUCAUGUGAAAAGUAAUUUGCUCGAAUCAGUUGGAGCUUUUUUCCAUAAUUUUAGAAAUAAUUCAAAUUCAGCAUAUAAAGAAACAAAUAAAAAUACACAUAUCAAUAAUAAACUAUUUAAGAAGGAUAAGACAUUAGAUGAUAGUUCAAUAAAUGUAAAACAAGAAAAUAAAGAUAAAAUGAUAUGUACAGAAAAUAUUGAUAAUAAUGGAAGUGGAGAAGAAAAUGGUAUACAAAAUAUAGAAAAUUUAAAUAAGGGUCCAAAAAAUAAUGAUAUAAAAAUAUAUAAAGAAAUAAAGGAAAAAACUGAAAGUAAUUAUAUAAAUAAUAAAGAGGAAGAAUGUAAAAGUACAAAAGAAAAAAUAAAACCAAAUUUAUGUGAAAAAAAAAAUAUAAAGAAUAUUUUAAUUAAUGAAAAUAAUUUAAAAAAUUAUAAUAUCAAAGAAAAUUCUGAAAAAAUUUUAUUAACUAUACAAUGGAAUGUAAAAAAAAUAUCAUUAUUGUGUUCAAGUGAAAAUAAUUAUGUUGUAUCUCCUGAAUUUAAAACUGAAACAAUUAUUAAUGAUUUUUUUAUUUUAUUAAAUAUAAAUAAUAAAUUAAAUUUUUCUUAUAACAAUUAUAUUGAUCUAUUAUUUUCUUAUACUGGAUUUUGUGAUAUAAUAUAUUCAGUAACAUGUGGUAUCUACAAAAAAAAAUAUUGUUUAUACAACUAUUCUACAUUUCCUUGGUUUGGUUAUAAUAAUUGGGGAAUAUUAAAAAAUUGUAUAAAUAAUGAUUCUAUUUCUAUUAAGAUUGAUAUUCAUGAAAUUAUAAAAAAAAAUAAUAAUGUUAAAGAUGUAUAUAUAAAUAAUAUGAUUUCUUCAUUUAAAGGGAAAGAAAAUUCUGUCUAUUUUAAAAAUAAUUUGGAUGAAACAGAAAAAAAUGUAAUUAAUAAAAAUAGCGAUAAAAAAUUAAACAUCUUUGAUCAAGCUCAUAAAGAAAAUAAGUUAAACUCUGAAAUGAAUUCACAUAUAUCCACUUUAAAUAACAAAAUAAUAUUAAACCCAUCUUAUGAUGCCACUAAUUAUUACAACAAUUUAUGUACCAAAUAUAUUCAGCCAAGUAAUAAAAAAAACACAUGUACAAAUAAAAAACUAGAGAAUAUAGAGAGAAAAAAUUCUCCUUUUUUACCAUUAUCAGAUUAUUAA
This is a messenger RNA of Plasmodium yoelii, 3741 nucleotides long. Its product is annotated as conserved Plasmodium protein, unknown function. The transcript has a single exon. The coding region runs from base 1 to 3741 and encodes 1246 amino acids. Lineage: Eukaryota; Apicomplexa; Aconoidasida; Haemosporida; Plasmodiidae. The record is from RefSeq and is a predicted model, not a curated record.